This is a messenger RNA of Aspergillus niger, 447 nucleotides long. RefSeq lists its product as uncharacterized. Bases 1 to 447 code for a protein of 148 amino acids. The transcript is spliced from 2 exons. The record is from RefSeq and is a predicted model, not a curated record. Lineage: Eukaryota; Fungi; Ascomycota; Eurotiomycetes; Eurotiales; Aspergillaceae.
AUGAACAUCACAAACAGUACCCUGGAGCAGGAGCGAUGUGCGGGCCACAGUGGGAUACCCAAUCUGCCUUAUCCGUAUUACUGCGCCACUACUAUCUGGCAGCAAGGACUUAAUCGGACACAAGAUCCUUACGGUUAUUUAGUAAAGUGCUGCAAAAGCAAUCAGUACAGCUACUGCGGCGAGGAUAACUGUUCCGCUUACUGCAAUGCGACCAAGGAAACCCAGUCGACUCUGUUGGAGUGUCUUACGAUGGGUAGCCAUCUCGAGUCGGUUGGUUGUAGCUCGGGGAAGACGUCUGGAUCUACGUCGAGCUCAAUGCCCAGCUUGAAAUCUUAUCUUGUUUUGGCUGUGCUAGGUAGCAACUUGCAAACAUCUUCAGUCGAAAAUUGGAACCAGUUGAUGGGGGAUUAUGUGAUCACUGUCCAGGUGUCACUGACUGACCGUUAG